Messenger RNA from Oncorhynchus keta (chum salmon), 1402 nucleotides. RefSeq names its product aspartylglucosaminidase (gene aga). Gene Ontology annotation, biological process: protein deglycosylation. Gene Ontology annotation, cellular component: lysosome. Bases 228 to 1232 code for a protein of 334 amino acids. Gene Ontology annotation, molecular function: N4-(beta-N-acetylglucosaminyl)-L-asparaginase activity. NCBI's taxonomy places the organism in Eukaryota, Metazoa, Chordata, Actinopteri, Salmoniformes, Salmonidae. The record is from RefSeq and is a predicted model, not a curated record. The transcript is spliced from 10 exons.
UAGUCAUGUACCAAAACAAGGAAGUCGAAAAAUGAACGUUCAUUCUUAAUGAAAUUCUUCAUGAAAGCUAGGUUUAUUUUUAACCAACUAAUUUCAAAACGCCUCGUAUAUUUUCGAAAUACUGUGGACCGUUAAAAAAAAAUCACUUGAAAUUAACAUGUUCUGGAAAAAAAAUUGCAGUUGAAACUGAAAGCUAACGUUAUUUAUUUUGCAAAACUUUUGUCAAAAUGCAUCUGUGUUUUAUAUUGAUGUUUUUGUUGCCAUUUGGCCACGCAACAUUGCCUCUUGUUAUAAACACAUGGCAAUUCGAGCAUGCUACAGCGACAGCGUGGAGUGCUCUGCAGGCUGGGGGCUCUGUGCUGGAUGCCGUGGAGAAGGGCUGUGCCCGCUGCGAGGCUGACCAGUGUGAUGGCAGUGUGGGGUUUGGAGGGAGCCCAGAUGAGAGAGGAGAGACCACCCUGGAUGCCAUGAUCAUGAACGGUAAUACAAUGGAGGUGGGCGCUGUAGGAGACCUACGCAGAAUCAAGAAUGCAAUUGGGGUGGCCAGAGCCGUGAUGGAACACACCGACCACACACUACUGGUGGGCGAGUCAGCAUCAGUCUUUGCUGAGAACAUGGGCUUCACUGCAGAAGACCUUACAACCAACAAAUCUAUCAGCAUUUUCACACAGUGGUUGAAGGACAACUGCCAACCCAAUUAUCACAAGAACGUUUCCCCAGAUCCUUCACAAUACUGUGGACCAUACAAACCUGGAGCCACACUGAGGCAAAAGAGAAAACGACAGAUUGAUAUACAUGCACAUGACACUAUUGGGAUGAUUGUGAUUGGUAAAGAUGGCCAAGUUGCAGCAGGAACAUCAACCAACGGAGCGAACCACAAGGUCCCGGGGCGUGUAGGGGACUCUCCCAUCGCUGGAGCAGGGUCCUAUGCCGACAGCACCGCAGGUGGUGCGGCAGCAACGGGAGAUGGAGAUGUCAUGAUGCGCUUCCUACCUAGUUACCUGGCUGUUGAGCUAAUGAAGACAGGAACAGAUCCAUCCACAGCUUGUAAGACAUCCAUCUCCAGGAUCAAGAUACAUUACCCAGGGUUCUUUGGGGCUGUCAUCUGUGCCAACACAACAGGCCACUAUGGUGCUGCAUGCAACAAAGUUCCUGGCUUCUCCAAAUUUCCUUUUGUGGUGUACAACUCAAAGACCAAAUCUCCACUUUUACAAUCAGUUGACUGUUUUUAAAACCAUUCAAUGUUAAUUUGAGCAACCAGGAAGGAUGGAGAUUCCAGGACCAUUUUCUGCCCACUGGAAGAAAUCACACUGCUUGCCCUUUGGAAAACUGCAUACGUAAAAGUUGCGGCCGUUGUUUGGUCCUAGUUUGAGUACAGUCCUCAUCAGGCAGCGUUUUGCAU